GUAAUCGUUGACCGAGGAUUAUGUCAAAGAUAACGGGCUACGACACUCACGAUGAUGGACCAGGAUUUGUGGGUAUUAGAUUUUGUCAGGAAUGUAACAAUAUGUUGUAUCCUAAAGAGGAUAAAGAAAACAAAGUGCUCAUGUAUGCAUGCAGAAAUUGUGAUUUUAAGCAACUGGCAGACAGCAAUUGUAUCUAUGUGAACAAGAUCAUGCACGAAAUUGAUGAACUGACACAUAUUGUCGCUGAUGUAAUAUCGGAUCCUACAUUGCCAAGAACCGAAGAACAUCCAUGCCCAAAGUGCAAUCACAGAGAAGCUGUAUUUUUCCAGGCACAAACUAGACGAGCUGAAGAGGAAAUGAGAUUGUAUUAUGUGUGUACGAAUCAACAUUGCUCCCAUAGAUGGACAGAAUAAAUAAUAUAUACAUAUAUACAUAUAUCCAACCAUCCGGUGUACAUCUCCCCUAUUUGUAUAACUUAAUUAUAUUAAAUCGAUAAAUCGCAUAAAAAAUUGUAUGUAAAAAUGCAUAAAAUGCAUUGUAACAGUGUAUAUAAUAAAAUUGUAAAAAAUAUGAGAUAAA
Molecule: messenger RNA, 579 nt
Organism: Cataglyphis hispanica
Lineage: Eukaryota; Metazoa; Arthropoda; Insecta; Hymenoptera; Formicidae
Gene: RpII15
Product: DNA-directed RNA polymerase II subunit RPB9
Exons: 3
Coding region: 21-413 (130 amino acids)
Biological process (GO): DNA-templated transcription; transcription initiation at RNA polymerase II promoter; maintenance of transcriptional fidelity during transcription elongation by RNA polymerase II
Cellular component (GO): RNA polymerase II, core complex
Molecular function (GO): nucleic acid binding; DNA-directed RNA polymerase activity; zinc ion binding
Source: RefSeq, a predicted model, not a curated record